AUGGGCCUGCCUUGUCGACAUGCAGCAUUGCUGCUGCUGCUGCUUUUGUAUUCGGUUGACUCCAGCUAUGAUCUCUCUUACGUGGCUUCACCUCUGUAUGCUCGUGACGUCGCCUCUUCUGCAUUCCUUGGGAGCAAACUUUCCUACUUUCCACCCGGACCAUACAAGACCCAGGUUUCCCUAUGCUGCUGGUUCCGUGGCCGAUGCCGGUUGUCGAUGAAAUCAGACAAUGUCCAAAGGAGGAAGUCAAGCGGUCCUCGACGACACAGCCAACUUCGACACAUCGAUGAGAUCUUCAAGAGGGAUGAAGACGACAGCACCAGAUUGAGGAAGGACGUGAUGCUCUCCAUGGGUCGAUUGAGCUCUUUCGGCAAGCAGGGCAAGGACCGAACGUGGCUAAGGAACACCAUGAAGAACCUGGCGCAAGAACUAGAGCAGCAGCUCGUCAAGUCCAGGACCUUGCUGGAUGUCUGGUCGGACCCUGUUGAGUUGGACCACCUGUCGGCAGCGCUCAAUUCUGCUGCUCGUUUUCCCGAGUGCCACUCGCUCUUUGCGACAGCAAGCACGAUCUUGACGAGCAAGCGGGUUCUCAACGACAUGAACAGCCGUACAGUCAUCACUCUCAGCUCGGCUUUCUUGCAUCAGGGUAUCUACGUGGAAGAGUUUGUACGGCAUCCCAAACUUGAGAACUCUGUUGAGAAAUGGGACCCGCACCUCGUUGCUCGAUUCAUUCAUGGGAUCUCAAAGGUGGAACUGGCGAAGCAUCAGGAGUUGGCGGAGGUGAUUACAAGAGUUGUUGGCAAGAUCGAGCAUGCCAGUUUGAACCUCAAGGAUUCAGCUGUCAUGAUCUCAGCUCUUGCCCACCUGCAAGUCCAGGACGCGGCAACCUUGAUCAAGUUGCGAGCCAGCAUCUUGGUGAUACUAGCUGACUCCUCCUCCCUGAAAAGUUCGGGAGAGAUAAGAUCCCUCUGCGCCAUCCUGACAGCUCUCAGCAAGCUGAAUCUGCUGGACCGAGAUCUUCUCGGGCAGACUUCGCGCCUGAUUCGUGAGACCGACGAGCGGCUGUUGGCUGCUCCGUCUAUCUCCGUCAUCCUCAAAACUUUUGCCAACAUGGCGGUCCGAGAUUUCUCCUUGUUCCGAAGGCUGUUGGGAAGAGCCAGAGAGUUGGAGGAGGCGUCAUGGACGCCGUUAUCGCUGUCCAACGUCUUGUCUUCAUGCAACAAGCUCUCCGUCAGGUUUGAAGACGCAUUGGAAUACUUCUCUCAUGCCAUCCCGGCGAUAGCCCCGGAAGAUUUCGAUCUCCAGGACCGAGUAUUUUCCCACCUCUCACGCUCACUCCAACUCGUUCCGCAUUCUCAAAUCAACAUGUUCACCGUCGCCGUUACCAUGAACUCCUUUGCCAAGGUUGGCAAGCAAGACUCCCACUUGUUCAGACAUAUCCUCAGCGGGAUAAGAGAGAUGGAGACGAGGGCAGCAGGUUCGGAUGAUGAGGUACAGGGAGUGCCAAGCAAGACGUUGCAAGACUCGCACGCGAUCUCCAACAUCUUCAACGCGGUUGUCAAGCUCGAGAUCGAUGACCCACACGUGCUCAACAAUCUCAUCUCCAUGGCUCGUGACAUCGAUCUGAGCUACUGGAACGAGAUCGGAAUCGCUCAGAUGUUCAACGCUCUUGCCAAGAUUGACGUGGAUUCCAGAGAGCUCGCUGAUCGCUUGUCUCUGGCCGUCCUUGAGUUGCCCUCGCACAAACUGUCGCCCCAAGUCGUUGCCCUCAUCUUGUUCGGCGCUUCUCGUCUCGGCGUCAACAAUCAGCUGCUCUACACUGUGCUGUUUGCUAGAGUCCGCAAGAUGACGCACAACCAGAUGUCGACGAGGGUGCUCAAGAUGAUUGUUCGCUCAAUCAAGAUCAUCGCAGAUCAGAAUCUCAUCAUCCGUGUUGAUCGCAAUUUGCUUCAGCACAUGAGCAGGCAGGUCUGCCUCAUUCCCCCGAGCGACUUAGACAUCAGAGAUGCUUCCUUCUUCUGUUACAACCUGUUCCGUCUCGGAGUCCGCGACGACUCUCUGUAUCUCCACCUCAGCGACGUCGUGAAGUUCAUCCCUACCAACAAGGUGGCGGCUGAGGCGGCGCGAUCGACGGCAAAUCUGAUGCUGACGAUGGCUUCCUACCUCCACCCUCUGAUCACUCUCCUGAGCACUUUCUCAACGCUGGACUUCCAAGACCCGCAGCUGUACCGACAUCUCUUCUCAGCUCUCAUCCUCAUCCCCGUGGAGCAACUCAACAUGCAGGCGAUCGAUGGAGGACGGGCCAGAUGCCGUCUCGUUGACACUUUCAACAGGACAUCGUCCUCCUGUCUCAGCUCUCUUGUCUACUUAGUUGCUUUUCGAGACUUCAAGUCUUUGAUGUCUCGACCUUCGAAAUGA
Guillardia theta CCMP2712 is the source of this 2418-nucleotide messenger RNA. RefSeq lists its product as hypothetical. Lineage: Eukaryota; Cryptophyceae; Pyrenomonadales; Geminigeraceae. The transcript is spliced from 20 exons. The record is from RefSeq and is a predicted model, not a curated record. The coding region runs from base 1 to 2418 and encodes 805 amino acids.